This is a messenger RNA of Nicotiana tabacum (common tobacco), 869 nucleotides long. RefSeq names its product small ribosomal subunit protein bS6c alpha. Gene Ontology annotation, biological process: translation. The record is from RefSeq and is a predicted model, not a curated record. Gene Ontology annotation, molecular function: small ribosomal subunit rRNA binding; structural constituent of ribosome. Lineage: Eukaryota; Viridiplantae; Streptophyta; Magnoliopsida; Solanales; Solanaceae. Gene Ontology annotation, cellular component: ribosome.
UUUUACCAAUGUUGGAAUUGGGAAUAAAUUUUCCCUCCUUAUCCACUUUAUCUCUCAACAACAAACAACAACAAUGGCGUCUUCUUCUUCUUUAUCAUCAAUAUUCCCAUCUCUCACCUCCACAUUCUCCUCUUCUAAACCUUCAAUUCUCUCACUCACACACCCUUUUACUAAAACUUAUAAGGCGUCUGGCCCAAUAGUGAAGGCCCAGACUCUAGAAUUUUCGGGAUCUUUCUUUGAAGGUGGAUUCGGAGGAGGAGAUGAUGAGCCACCAGCAACUACACCUUGGUCUGGGAUUUCAGCCGUUGAAGAUAAAGAGGAGCCGCAGUGUCCUCCUGGGUUACGCCCUUAUGAAACUAUGGCGGUUUUGAGACCCGACAUGUCUGAAGAUGAGAGACUUGCUCUUACCCAGAAAUACGAAGAGUUGCUGGUUGCUGGUGGUGGUAUGUAUGUGGAGGUCUUCAACCGAGGCGUUAUUCCACUUGCGUACAGCAUUAGGAAAAAAAAUAAAGCUGGAGAGACAAAUACAUACUUGGACGGUAUCUACCUCUUGUUCACUUAUUUUACCAAACCUGAAUCCAUUGCAGCCCUUGAGGCAACAAUGGUGGCUGAUGAUGAUGUUAUCCGAUCGUCCACUUUCAAGAUUAGGAAAAGGAAAUACUAGUUUAAUUUGUAUUUGUUCAGCUGUAAAAGACAAUAACAGGGGGGAGGCAGGUUUUCCUCAUCUCACCUCUCCUAUGUUUUAGUCUUUUUCAAAGCAAAGCAGUACCUUUUUGUAAUAUAUUUUUAUAUUGCUGAAGUUGCCAUUACAUUCUGCUUUAGUAUCCUCCAAUUUGGCUGAAAUAUAAUAGUAGAGCAUUAUUGAGCAA